AAUUGAUGAAAGUGAUUGGCUUUUGAGAAAAAUAUAACGAAUUCGAAAUUCGAAAACAAGAAACUAGUUACAGAUAUAAUGCCUGGCAAACGCAAGACAAAAAGUUCUUCGAGAAACAAAAAUUCACAAGAUGGCACUCAAAUAGCACAGAGAGAAAUUAAAAUUUCUAGUUUUCUUGAAGAUUUUGAUUCACAAGUCAAAAUUCGAAUCAGCAAAAUGACUAAUGAGAUAGAAAAACUUUGCACAGCCAUAACUUUCUUCUAUCAACGAGAAGUUAUGAAACUUCCAAAGAAAUUGAGAGAAAUGAAAUUCAAAGAUUUUUUAGACCAAGGAGGCUCAGUGGACUCUCAAUGUGCCAAGAGUAUUGACGAGUCUAUUGGAAAAGUAACGGACAAUGUCACAUCUGUAGUUUCAACAAUUUCCAGGUAAUUAACAAGAAAUU
Limulus polyphemus (Atlantic horseshoe crab) is the source of this 442-nucleotide messenger RNA. Its product is annotated as borealin-like. NCBI's taxonomy places the organism in Eukaryota, Metazoa, Arthropoda, Merostomata, Xiphosura, Limulidae. Gene Ontology annotation, cellular component: spindle midzone; chromosome passenger complex; chromosome, centromeric region. The transcript is spliced from 4 exons. Bases 79 to 429 code for a protein of 116 amino acids. The record is from RefSeq and is a predicted model, not a curated record. Gene Ontology annotation, biological process: mitotic sister chromatid segregation.